AUGGCCUCAUCUUCAGAUAUCUCAGACGCUUCGCGCUCUUCUACGCUGAAAAUCAACUACUCAGUCUCCAAGGCCGAAGCGGUACUCACAGAUAAUGAAGUUCCUAUGUACAAGGUUGACUUCAGACUCAAAGCACCACACAUCGUCGUCACAUCACCAAGUGAAAUCAACCCGAUCGGGACGGGCUCCGUGCACACAGUCCGCAUAGACGCCGACUACGAGAUCCACGGCCGAAAGGGCACGUUGAAAGCCCUCAAACGUUUCAAGUCCAGGUACACCUACCUCUCACACGCCUUCUCCGAUACUGACUCCCCCGUACCUAUGACGUGGACGGGCGAUAUGACAUUGAAGAAGUGGAACUUUGUGUCUUUGGAUGAGCGGAAGAUGCCCGUCGCGAAGCUGUCACUCAACAUCUGGGCGACCAAGAAAGUCGGCAACAUCGAGUUCUUGGGUUCCAGGGCAGCAGCUCGGGAUGCGAGGGAUGAACUCGUUGUUACGGGCAUGACGCUUUUUCUGUGUCUUUCAUACCGUGCCAAUAGCCUUGUAUCUUUCUUUGGUGCGUUCUUUGCCCGGCCGGGUCCUAUUGAGCAGGAUGCGGAGACGGUGAAGUCUACUAAGACAUGA
This is a messenger RNA of Monascus purpureus, 624 nucleotides long. NCBI's taxonomy places the organism in Eukaryota, Fungi, Ascomycota, Eurotiomycetes, Eurotiales, Aspergillaceae. The record is from the annotation of a GenBank genome assembly.